Messenger RNA from Linnemannia hyalina, 366 nucleotides. NCBI's taxonomy places the organism in Eukaryota, Fungi, Mortierellomycota, Mortierellomycetes, Mortierellales, Mortierellaceae. The record is from the annotation of a GenBank genome assembly.
AUGAUCGCCUCCCGCCUCGUCCGCCUCGCUGCCCCCAUCAGCCGUGUCGCUGCUGCUCGCCCCGCCUUCAUGGCCGUCCGCAGCUUUGCCUCCCCCUCUGCCCCUUUGAUGCAGGAUAUCCUCAAGGACUUGUACAUCAAGGAGCUCAAGGGUUACAAGCCCGCUCCUGAGGCCAAGGGUGUUGAUACCUCUUCCAAAAUCAAGGAGUUCAAGACCCCCGCUGCCCCCGCUGCCCCCGCUAUUGAUGCCGCUGCUGAUCUCUCUGCCUGGGAGACCGCCAACGUCGAGAUUGCUGAUGCCAUCACCGAGGAUGCCGUUGAGGAGGAGGAAGAGGAGGAGGAGGAGGUUGAGGAGCACCACCACUAA